Messenger RNA from Anisakis simplex (herring worm), 948 nucleotides. The record is from the annotation of a GenBank genome assembly. NCBI's taxonomy places the organism in Eukaryota, Metazoa, Nematoda, Chromadorea, Rhabditida, Anisakidae.
AUGAUCGCGAGACUGAUCAUGCAGUGGAAGCCGGCGUUAGCACAAAGUCUUUUCACUGAACGAGAACUCAUUGAGCUUUGUUACCGAGUGCGAGAAGUGUUCUGGAUGCAGCCAACAAUGCUCGAGAUAAAACCACCCGUAAAUAUCUGUGGUGAUAUACACGGACAAUUCCAAGAUUUGUUGGCAUUAUUCAGGCUGCAUGGAUAUCCACCAAGAAAUCGAUUCCUAUUUUUGGGUGACUACGUUGAUCGAGGGCCAUUUUCCAUUGAAGUUAUAACGUUGCUUUUUGCUUAUAAGGUACUUCUCAAGGUUUUAUACCCAAGUACGUUUCAUUUGUUACGCGGUAAUCAUGAAUCUCGCAUGCUCAACAUUACUUAUGGAUUUUAUCGAGAAUGUAUUCGAAGGUUGUUCAUUGAGCAGCGUAAUCGCAUCUAUCGUUUGCUCGUUCCCUUGUACUCAGAGGUUCUAUUUGAAGCAUUCCAAUUUGCAUUUUGUUGCAUGCCGUUUUGUGCACGUAUCAAGAAACGUAUUUUGUGUAUGCACGGUGGUAUCAGCGAGGAUUUAACUGAUUUGAAACAGUUGAAAAGAGUGGAACGGCCAUGCGAGAUUCCGGAUUUGGGUAUAGUAGCUGAUUUGACAUGGGCUGAUCCACAAGAGAAUGUGAGAGGGUAUAAAGAGAGUCCGCGAGGUGCUUCUCGAGUAUUUGGUGAAGAUGCGCUUGAUAGUUUUUGUAGAAAUCUUCGGCUUGAUCUCAUUGUUAGAGCACAUCAGGUGAAAGAAAAAGGAUAUGAAUUUUUCGGCAAAAAUAAGCGAUUAGUCACAAUAUUUUCGGCUCCCAACUAUUGCUUUGGAGAAUACGAUAAUGCAGCAUGUGUUCUCAAAAUAUCACCGAAUCUCGUAUGUUCCUCAAUAGCUAUUCACUAUUCAUUACUCACCUUUCCUUCAUAA